This is a messenger RNA of Schistocerca nitens (vagrant locust), 810 nucleotides long. Its product is annotated as 2-iminobutanoate/2-iminopropanoate deaminase-like. The coding region runs from base 247 to 744 and encodes 165 amino acids. The record is from RefSeq and is a predicted model, not a curated record. Gene Ontology annotation, cellular component: cytosol. The transcript has 6 exons. NCBI's taxonomy places the organism in Eukaryota, Metazoa, Arthropoda, Insecta, Orthoptera, Acrididae. Gene Ontology annotation, molecular function: deaminase activity.
CUCCGAGAUGUUCGUAUAGUUGUACGAAUGCCGAGCGAACUGAGCAGGCUGGGCGAAUAGAAGCGAUAGUAACAUUACGGAGACGCUGAACGAACUCCAGUGGUUGAACGCAUGUGUAACUGCAGCGGCGUGUAGUUGUAUCAUCGCUGGUGCCCGUUUAUCACUGCGCGUGCUGGCAAUACGACAGCGACGAGCGGCGCGAUAGCAGUGCAGUCCGUGACCUCGACAGGUCCCUGUUGUGACGUAAUGUUAUGCCAGCAGAGCUGCCGCCGACUGUUGACUGGAGCAGUCGCACAGCUGCUAGCCUGCCGAUCACCAGCACUCGCUGCCGGCAUGUCCAAGACUGUCAGGAAGAUCAUCAGCACAGCGAAGGCGGCGCCGCCUGUUUCCGCCUACAGUCAGGCAGUAUGUGUGAAUAAUAUGGUCUAUGUAUCUGGCACCAUUGGAGUUGACAAAGACACGAAGAAACUUGCAGAUAAUGGAGUAGUGGGUCAAGCAAGAGCAGCAUUUACUAAUCUGGGAAAUAUUCUUGAAGCAGCUGGUUCAUCCUUUGGAAAAGUUGUGAAAGUAACAAUUCUUCUUGAUGAUAUCAAUGAUUUUGCUGCAGUGGGUGACGUUUAUAAAGAGUUUUUCAAGGAACCCUACCCAGCUCGUAUUUCGUAUCAAGCUGCAAAGUUACCAUUGGCGGCAAAAAUAGAAGUUGACGCAAUUGCUGUGGCAGGAGAUAUGGAAACAAUCCAAUGACUAUAUGACAGUAAACUAUGAUGUAAAUAAAAUAUUAUGUAUAACAAAAUAAAAAUAUCUUUAUUA